Messenger RNA from Iphiclides podalirius (scarce swallowtail), 288 nucleotides. The record is from the annotation of a GenBank genome assembly. Lineage: Eukaryota; Metazoa; Arthropoda; Insecta; Lepidoptera; Papilionidae.
AUGGUUGUACUUCCUAUCAUCGGAUCAAUUCCUUGCAAACAAGCAUAUGAACCACUUUACAGCGUGACACCUAACAUGCUAUGUGCUGGUUUACCAGAAGGAGGCAAAGAUUCUUGCCAGGGUGACAGUGGAGGACCUCUGGUUCAUAAUGGAAGACUUGCUGGAGUGGUGUCCUGGGGUCUUGGUUGUGCACGUCCACAUUAUCCUGGUGUUUAUACCAAAGUGUCAGCUUUGAGGCGAUGGGUCGACCAAAGUAGCACUUAUUUACGACAAAGGCAUAGUUACGAU